GAUGCACUAGCUAAAAUGGGUGAUCAACAACACUCUUCUCAUGAAAAGUUUCUGUUUGCUGCCUUUAAAUACAAGAGAAGAGAAUCAGACCCCGGACACUGCUGGCUGAUAUGCAAGGGCAAGGGACUUCUGAGGGACCAUCACACCAUGGCUACCAUCAGCACUGAAGGACAAAAGCCAACAGUUCCGUUGGAUGUCAUCUCCAACCUUGGGCUGGAGAAAUAUUAUCCCAACAAACUCAGUCUUCAGUCUGUUUUGGAAGUCAACAAAAGCAGCAUAUAUGAAAAAGCUGUUUUAUCAGUGGAUGAAAUGCCAUUUCAUUUCCUAAGAAAACUGUUUCAAAUCAAUGCAGGGUGCAGGAACUGCACACGUUUGUUCAGCAGCCAUGAGGAAACUGAUGACAACCCUGACCUACUGGACCUUUACACAGAAUGUAACCAAUCAGAAAACACAGUUCAUCCUCUUGACCUGAUAGUAGGUCUGUUUCUUUGUGCCGACACCUUCUUACAGCAGGAAAUGGCACUUAAAAUGUCGUUAUGCCAGUUUUCUGUCCCGCUGCUGUUGCCCCACACCGACAACAAUCAAUGUACCCUGAUGCUAUGGGCUCUGAGAGAAAUUGUCAAAGAGUGGUGUCCACAUGAUUUGUCUCAAUCAAGAGGAUUUGUUGAGGACAACAUUGCCCAAGCAAGAAUGCCGUUCUUUUCCUUUGUGAGGUUAAAAAACUGCAGUUUAUCUAAAUCUCAGUUUUUGAAUCAGAUCCUCAGCCGUGACCAGCAGACUCACAACAUGUUCAUACACCGAGACAUGGAAGGAGGAGCACUGACUCGAAAACUGUCAAAUGGUCUGGUGGAAGUUUGUUGGUUCCUUCCUUGUGGGAGAGAAAAUCUUGAUGUAUUCCCAGAACCAGUUGCAUUUGCUAAUUUGCGAGGCGGCAUUUGUGAGUCACUUGUACAGUUUACUUUUCUUUAUGAAGUGUCCAAUGCAGUCUUCAUAUUCCUGGACAAAGUUGAAGAAAAGGAGCAUCACAUUCUGAAGGCUCUGCAAGAUGCAAAAUCCAGACUCUAUUUUGUUGUUCAUCGCAAAGAGAGUGUCGCUGAAAAUAUGAUGUCUGUCCAGAAAACACUGCAAGAAUUGGCUGUACCAAUGAGCAGUGUUAAAAUCAAAGAUUCAAGGAUAAAUACAGCAGAGUUUUCAAAAAAGCUAUGUGGAGCCAUCAAGACCUCACUGUGUUCCAUAAAAAACACAAUGAGUAUUGCAGACAUGCGAGAAAAAGCAGUUGAAUUAGGUCUGUCUGUGGAUGAAAACAAAACUCUUGAGCAGAAAAAAACUGCUGAGGAGAUCAUGAGGGGGAUUGGUGUGCGAAGUAUACCACACUACAAAAAACAACAGCUUCCUUUGCAAGGAGAGAAUUGGAAGAGAUUAUCACAACUGGAGAAGAAGGAAUGCAGAAUCAGUGAUGUUGGCACUGAUGCCGUUGAGCAUUAUAAAGCUCAGCUACAAGAGGAGAAAAAGCACAUUUGGGAAGAGCAAAAACAGCAAAAAGCAUCUCAAGGAAUGCUGGCUUUUAUUGACACCUUAUCAACGAGCAACAGAGAGAGAAGACAUUUUUUCUUGAAGUGGAUGAAAUUCAGGUUUAAUGACCAUUCUCGGGACAAACUGACUAUCCUGCGUAACAAAUUCAAAGAGCAAUGCAAAACAAAGGAUGCCAAACUCAUUGCGGAGGUUGAUCAAGCCUUGUUGGACAGCUCUUUAGGGGUAGAGCAUUACAUGAGAGAAAUGGGACUUCACUAUGAGGUUUCUGUGCACUCAGAUGAUAGCACAAAUAAAAUGUCCCAUUUGCCUGAAGUAGCUGCUGAAAUGCUGUUGGAUGGUUAUCCAUUAGAACUUUUAGAUGGAGUUGCUUCAAACGUUCCAGAGAAGUGGGUGACAGCCGUGUUAAUGGAACUUCACGAGAAGGUCGGGGGAAAGAGCAGGUUGUUAGUACUAACGGUGUUGGGGGUUCAAAGUAGUGGAAAAUCAACCCUUCUCAACACCAUGUUUGGUGUUCAGUUUACUGUCAGCAGUGGCAGGUGUACAAGAGGGGCCUACAUGCUCUUUCUCAAAGUUGGAGAUGAUACACAACAAGAGUUGGGAUGUGACUUCAUUCUCCUCAUUGAUACUGAAGGUCUGAAAUCGCCUGAGCUCGCACAACUAGAAGAUAGUUAUGAGCAUGACAACCAGCUGGCAACCUUUGUCAUUGGUUUAAGUGAUGUUACCAUUAUAAACAUUGCAAUGGAGAAUGCAAACGAAAUGAAAGAUGUCCUGCAAAUUGCUGUUCAUGCCUUCUUGAGAAUGAAAGAAAUUGGGAAAAAGACAAUUUGUCAUUUUGUGCACCAAAAUGUUGCUGGAGUUUCAGCUCAUAGCAGAACCUUGGCAGAGAGACAACAUCUCUUGGACAAACUCAAUGAAAUGACACAGAUUGCAGCUGACAUGGAAAGACAACCUUUGAUUCAAGCGUUCACAGAUGUGCUGGACUAUGACGUGGAAAACAACAACUGGAACAUCCCAGGACUUUGGCAUGGAACCCCUCCAAUGGCACCAGUAAACACUGGUUACAGUGAAGCUGUGUCAGAGUUCAAGAAAAAUCUUCUGGAGACAGUAGGAAAACAAAGGCAAUCCUCAGCCACAAAGAUCCCAGACUUUGUACAGUGGAUGAGAAGUCUGUGGAAAUCAGUGAAAUAUGAGAACUUCAUCUUUAGUUUCAGAAACACUCUUGUGGCCCACGCUUAUGACAACCUGUGCAAAGAGUUCAACCAGUGGGAAUGGGAGAUGCAAAAAGAAAUCCUCUCCAGACUGACAGCAGCAGAGUUAGAAGUUGUAAAUGCCAACAACGAGGGUGGAUUGGAAACAUGGAACACGUUGGUCAGUCUCAAAAAAGCACAACUAGCUGAAGAAAUAGAAUCACAAAAAAACAAAAUGAAAAAGAAACUCUCUGAUUAUUACAGAAAGAGAGACCGACACGCAAACCUGAUUGAGAAAUACAAAACAGACUUUUUCAAUAGCAUCACAAGCCUAUCAAAUGGGAUUCAACAUUCCGUCAAUGCUAAAUUAGAAGGAGCCCUUGAGCGAAAAAUUGCUUUGAGAAAGGCACUGGACAUAAUACAGGAGUACUGUGGCACGAUUGAAGAGAGAGUCAUGAAGCUUCUGAGUGAAUGCAAAGACACCAAACUGUCUGAUGAUCAACUGCAAGAGGAGUUUGACAAAAUGUGGGCUGCUGCUACUGCCAAUGUACCUACACUGAAAGAACAAGAUAUACAUGCAUCCAUUCUCACGCAGCUGAAGAGGAAUUUAUCAAACCGUAAUGUCAGUGAAGACUUACAGCACAUUGAAGACCUAAAGAGCUUUGGAAGGGACACAUUUAAGACAAGGAUUGACCAUGUUGAUUCCUUAAUGAAGAAGAUGAAAUAUAUGUGGACACAAGAGUUACAGAUGUUUGCAGAGAAUGUGAUUGAGACAUCAACACAGUUUGUUGUUGAUAAAACCAAGUCAGAUGAUGAUUACCAUGAUUCUUUGUCAAGGGAUCUGCUGCAAAGGAUUGAUGAAUCACUAAAUGAAGGUUAUAAGUCUCACAGAUCGAAUAUAAGAUUUGAGAUUGACCUCAAACUUCAUAUUUGCGGAAUUGCCGCCAGAGCAUUUCUCCAAAUGCACCAAAGAUUCUUGUCAGAUAAUGACCCCCGAGCACAGCUGGAAAAGUACAAGCAUCAAUACUUGUCAGACUUUCUGGAUUUGUACAAAGAGACAGAUCAUUGCCAACGCAAAGCAAAUGAUUAUGUCCAGUUUUGUAUCAAGCCCGCCAUUGAGGAUUACAUGAACAGAGCUUUGGGAAUUGACAUUGUAGACGACAUUUUGACAAGCUGUCAUUCCGUGGAGUACAGUUCACGCUCCUGUUUCCAGCACAACAUUCAGAAAGAGUUACUACUGAAAGAUGACUUUGAGGAUUUUGUCAAGUACAUUUGUCACUACGAAAUGUAUGUAAAGGAUUGGAUAUUUGAGCAGGUCUUAAAAAAAAUGCAAGACAACACUUUGUGUGAAUUAAAGCAGAAAAACCUGGAAGUUGUAGUUGUCAAAAUACUCAACGCAAUGAAGGAGGCCUCAAGUCUGCUAUCAGAUGACAAUGAAAAUGUUCCAACUCUUGUCUGCGAAAUGCGCAAAUAUCUGAUUAACGACAUUGCAAUAUCAGAGGAGACUGAAAAACGCACUUUGUUUCAGAUCAAAAGCACAUGUCAGUCAUUCACACAAAGUUUUACUGCAUCCUUGAACACGUUAAAGAAAACACUUCAUGUGGAAUUCUCCAACGUUGAAGACAUACCUGAAACCCUAAAUAAACUUGCAGUAAAACCACAGGAUGAGCUCUUCAAGAGGAUAUUUGGUUGCGGACACCAGUGCCCAUUUUGUAAAAUUCCUUGUGAGGCUGGAGGCAAAGAACACAAGAAACAUCAUGCUGCUGUGCAUCGGCCGCAGGGGCUGACAGGAUACAGAAACUCUGAAACCAAAGUACUUGUUGAAACUCUAUGUACAACUGAUAUGCAGACUGAUCGCGCAUUUAAAGUCUAUGACGGGAAAGCUCAGCUGUUUGUUCCAUACAAAGAAUACACUACCUACUAUCCUGACUGGCACAUUCCACCAGAUGCCACAUUCGAAGCGUCUGAUUACUGGAAGUUUGUACUUGUACUCUACAAUAAGAGAUUUGCUCAAAGGUACAAGAGCAAGCCAGCUGAUGUUCCAGAGGCCUGGAAGAAAAUCACAAAGGAGCAAGCCCUCAAGGGUCUGAAAGAUACUUUCAACAUGAGUUAAUAGUAUGGACUGACAACAGUAGUAAACAUGCUUGGUGUAAUGUAGAUUUCAAAUAAUAAAUGGAUUACAUUUCUACAGCACUGUUCUCGGUCCUCAAAGAUGCUGAUAAUAAAUACUGUGGAUCCUCAGUAGUGUCCGCUGUGGUUAGUGUGGUGUCUUGCUGCCACAUUGUGUCUUUAAAAACAGCCCCUUCAAGAAUCAUAUCUUUAAUAAAGGUAAAAAUAACCUUAAAUGUUCAUUUAUCCCUUUCAUUCAUCAUUUAUAUUGAUAAUGGUAAUGGUUCAAUUUUAUUUGAACCUGCAUACACGUUACAAUGGAAUACAUUCCAUCGUACAUUUCGCAGUUCCACAUAUCCAAAAGGAGUAUUGUAUUUGUACUUUAUUCAUCCCACAGCGGGGAAAUUCACUUGUUACAGCAGCAAGCAAGAUACGCAAGUAAAGAAUACAUAUUGACUACAACAUGGUUCAGGUGGUGCAGGUGUUGUAGAGCCUGACAGCGGUCGGUAUGAGGGACCUGCGGAACCUCUCCUUCUUACACCGUGGGUGUAACAGUCUGCUGCUGAAGGAGCUGCUAAGGGAACCCACAGUGUCAUGUAGCGGGUGAGAGGUGCUGUCCAUGAUGGACGUCAGCUUAGCCAACAUCCUUCUCUCCCCCACUUCCUUCACGGAGUCCAGAGGACCGUUCAGGACAGAGCUCGCUCUCCUGAUCAGUCUAUUGAUCCUGCUCCUGUCCCUGUCCGUGCUGCCCCCUCUCCAGCAGCCCACAGCAUAGAAGAUGGCUGAGGCCACCACAGAGUCAUAAAAGGUCCGUAAAAGAGUCCUGCACACACCAAAGGACCUCAGUCUCCUCAGCAGGUGGAGGUGACUCUGGCCCUUCUUGUCGAGGGCGUGGGUGUUGACGGACCAGUCCAGUUUGUUGUUAAGGUGAACACCCAGGAAUUUGUAGCUGUCUACCAACUCUAUGUCCGCUCCCUGGAUGUUCACCGGUGUGAAGAGAGAUGUUUUCCUCUGGAAGUUAAUGAUCAUCUCCUUUGUCUUGCUGGUGUUGAGUUGCAGCUGGUUAAGCUCACUCCAGCUGACAAAGUCCCUGAUGACCAUCUUGUAUUCCAGAUCAUUCCCCUCUGAAACACAACCCACGAUGGCUGUGUCAUCGGAGAACUUCUGGAUGUGACACUGUGUGGAGUUGCGUGUGAAGUCCGAGGUGUAGAGGGUGAAGAGGAAAGGGGAGAGCACCGUACCCUGCUGCAGAGUACCAUGUCAGACACACAGUGACGGAGCCUCACAUACUGUGGUCUGUUGGUGAGGUAGUCUAUAACCCAUGCAGUCAGGUGUUGGUCUACUCCCACACUCUCCAUCUUCACUAGUAGUGACGGCUGGAUGGUGUUAAAGGCACUGGAGAAGUCAAAAAACAUGACCCUCACAGCGCUCCCGCUGUCCUCCAGGUGUAGCAGUGAUCUGUGCAGCAGGUCGAUCACUGCGUUGUCCACUCCGAUCCAAAGCCGGUAAGCAAACUGCAGGGGGUCCAGCUGAGUGCCCACCAGGGGUCGCAGGUGCUGCAGGAUAAUCCUCUCCAUGGUCUUCAUCAGGUGAGAGGUCAAGGCAACAGGCCUGAAGUGGUUAGGCUCCUUGGGACGAGGUGUCUUUGGUAUCAGGACCACAAAGGGGGUCUUCCACAGGCCCGGGACUUUCUCCAGGCUCAGGCUGAGAUUGAACAAGUGCCUGAGAACUCCACAGAGGUGGUCAGCACAGUCCUUGAGGAUUCUAGGGCUGAUGCCGUCCGAUGCCAUCCGGGAGUAGGAAGAAGCAAAGCCUAUUCCUACCCCCCAUCUGUUUCACAUCAAUUGCAAUACAUUUGUUCACUUCCUGUAUUCCAAAGGUGGCCUUUACCAAUUAAUACAUAGGAACAUGAGCUAAUGUAACAAUGUGGAUAUAUGAUUGUCAAGGUUAUUCCAUAAUCAAUAAUUAAUUAAUUAUUUAAUAAUAAAUUCAUUAAUAAUGAAUGACUAUAAUUAAUAAAUAUACAGUAUAUAAUAAUCAGUAUAAUAAAUGAAUAAAUCACAACAAAGGUCGAAUAAUAGGUACUUUGGGUAGCAGGUUAUUGUGUGUUUUAUGCAUAAUUUUAGUGGUUUUAACAAAUUUUAACAUUUGUGAUUGCGACCAUCGGCCAAUGGCCGUUGUCGUGGAAUCCAAGAUGCAGAGACAAGACUUCCGUGAAACAAAGGUUUAAUACAAAAAGUGUCCACACAGUGGUAAAACACAAAAAGGACAGAAAAACAAGAAACAAAGUACAACCAAACUACACCUGGUCACAGGGAAAAAUAGACAAAAACAGAAAACGCUUCCAAGCACGGUUACAGAGCAGGAAAAAGGGUACAAAACACAAACCAAAAGAGCUGCAUAAAAACUAGCAGAAACAAUCAAACGUAAAGAGACCGCUGCUGGAGAUUGCCAAGCAGGGAACAAGGUACUUACAAAAACUGACUAAGUAAUUGACCAGAAAGCAGAAUACGCUGAGAACAGGAAUGCUGGAAGGAGCAGGUCACUGUAGCAUGUCAGGUAACAAUCUGGCAUUGUAGUGGUGUCUGCACACAGCUACUGUAAAGUAGGCCUACUAAUCAGACGCAGGUGUGACCAAUUAGCUCCUCAUGGUGGAAUAGAGGUGUGCUGCAACACACAGAUAGUGACAAAGCAGCACAGAACAUGACAGUGACUUCAGAAAUAGAAGAUUUGGAUGUUCUCUAUACGCGGCAUUGUGCAUUAUCCUAACUGAUCUUCUUUGCAGUACAGUACAUUUAGUACAGGCCUCCAUGAUGCUCCAUGAUGCUUGCCUCAAAUUAUGUCUCCUUUCCUCUUCCUGCCCGAGGUGCUUAAUGAAGACUUGAGUGUCACUAAUUCAUGCAUAAAACUUGAGUCUCACUGAUUAAUUGAUAAUCAACGUAAACAAAGACUCGAGUUUCACUGAUUCACGCCACGGGUGUUGACGUGAGUCAUGAACGAAUCAUUUAAAAGUGUAUUCCGUGAAUGUUAUAGUUAAUUAUAAUAUUCACUGCUAAAUCUUAUACAGCCAUCCCUUGCCACUUUACACGUCCAAUUUUGCGGCUUCACUCUAUCACGAUUGUUCAUAAAUAUAUUAACUAAUAAAUCAUGCUAUAUUGUGGUUGACUAUAGCUUGUUAUUAGUCAUAAUUAUGCAGAUUUAAGCUAAUUUCAUGUAUUUGUUUUUCUAAAUUAAGCAUGGUCAAGCAUAAAAAUGGCAAAAUGAACAAAAAUACAUCUAUAAGACAUUCGGAAGAAGCAUAAUGUUACAGUGAUGUUCGGUGAGACACAAAAGCGCCAGACUUCCUGGAACAAAAGGCUCAUGCCACCUGUCAUGAUAAACAUUUUUACAAAAAUAAUAACAUAAAAUAAGUAUUAUUUCGAAUCGGGUUUGAAUCUCCAGUGAUUCCUUUGAAUCGGGAAUCACUGUGUGGAUUUUGCGUGUUGUUCCCGUGCCUGUGUGCGUACUCUGGCGUCCUCCCACAUUCCAAAAACAUGCAUGUUAGGUUAAUUGCAGACUCUAAAUUGUCCAUAGGUAUGAAUGUGAGUGUGAAUGGUUGUUUGUCUAUACAGUAUGUGCCCUGUGAUUGGCUGGCGACCAGUCCAGGGUGUACCCCGCCUCUUGCCUGAAGUCAGCUGGGAUAGGCUCCAGCAUACCCGCGACACUAGUGAGGAUAAGCAGCAAAGAAGAUGGAUGGAUGCAAGUAUUAUUUGUCUAUUGAGCUGUAUAAUAAAUGUAUUUCCUGUAUAAUUCCUGUAUAAUCGGUUUUUAACGUUUUAAGUAAAAGUCGCUGAAUUUGGACAUUUCCUAUUCAAAUACAGGGAAGAAACCCAAGAUGAUGCUGACUCCAGCGUCUCUUCUCAGCUUAGUAUGCAAGGCCUGCCUGCCGUCUCAGUGCACUCAGUGAGGUGCACUCACUGAGUUGGAUCAUGGCACCCGCCAGUUUCUAUUUGUCAGCAUGUGGCCAAUAAUGCAGAAAAAUGUAUUAUACGCCAUGACUUUUUGCAGCCUGUAUAAUGACUUUAAUAUAAGUGUGACAUCAUUAUUCUUGCUAAUCCCACAAUAGAAAUGUCAAACAGGACACACCUGCAGUACUUGCUUUAUUCUGAAGGGGUUUUGGCACACGUGAGCUGGAAGGUGCUUGUCACUGCCAUUCUUCCAUGGGAUGUUUUUUUUUGACAGCUGGAGAGCAGCAAGUCUCAUGCAUGAAGUAUAUUUUUAUUCUCUGCUGAAUGAAUAAAUGAAUUUGACUGACAAGAUGGAUGAUUAGUUAUUCAAUUUAAAAAAUGGAUCCAUAUGACUAAAAACUUAGUCAUUUUGAAAACAAAAUUUGUGUUUUUUUUCUUGUUGUCCUCUUAAUGAGCACUAAUGAGCAAUCUGUGUUAAAAUUUAAAAGAAAACACAAAGGAGUUAGUGCCUCACCAGCCAUGAACCUCACCGCAUGUCACUGAGUAUUAGUUUUGUUGAGGACUUUGUAGCAGUGUGUGCAGAGGCUGACAUCCCAUUAUAAAAGGUAGCAAACAUCUGUUUCUGAAACACUAGGAAAAAUUGUCCAAAAAUAACGGGCAUUUUAUUUACUGACACAGAGAGCACACACACGGUGGUGGUAAAAAAAAAAAAAAAAAAAAAGUGUAAAAGGAAAAAAUUGGAAUUAAAAAAAAAAUGAUUUCACAGGGUACCCCGCCUGUCGCCCGAAGUCGGCUGGGAUAGGCUCCAGCAUGCCCCCGCGACCCUAGUGAGGAUGAAGCGGUAUAGAAAAUGGAUGGAUGGAUGGAUGAUUUCACAGGGCCCUAAUUGGAAUAGUUUAGUGUUCAACAGCAUUGCGAGUGUGCCUACACUAGAGGGCGACAGAGAGCUGGAUGAAGCGAGGAUAACAUUUUGGUGCCUUGUCCAGCUUCAUGUUUUCACAAAAGCGUUGACACUUUCAAUGUAAAGAAGACACCAUAGGUGGACACGCUAUCUACUGGUAUCUUUACUCGACAUCUAUCACAAAAAGUGUGUCUAUUAUUAGUAUUAUGUUGAGAUAUUUCAAAGAUAAUGUACAUACGUGUUGUCAUGAUUUGCACUCUGCUUGGUUCUGCUGCCCUCUGCUGUGUCCUUGCAGUCCUGCUGAGGACUCUUCCCU
Molecule: messenger RNA, 9993 nt
Organism: Dunckerocampus dactyliophorus (ringed pipefish)
Lineage: Eukaryota; Metazoa; Chordata; Actinopteri; Syngnathiformes; Syngnathidae
Product: up-regulator of cell proliferation-like
Exons: 4
Coding region: 16-4833 (1605 amino acids)
Molecular function (GO): GTP binding
Source: RefSeq, a predicted model, not a curated record